AUGAGCGCCAAGCCCAAGGCGAACCUGGCCAAACCUCCCUACUCCUACAUCGCGCUCAUCACCAUGGCCAUCCUGCAAAGCCCCCAGAAGAAACUAACCCUGAGCGGCAUAUGCGAGUUCAUCAGCAGCCGCUUCCCUUACUAUCGGGAGAAGUUCCCCGCCUGGCAGAACUCCAUCCGGCACAACCUGUCCCUCAAUGACUGUUUCAUCAAAAUACCCCGUGAGCCCGGCAACCCGGGCAAGGGCAACUACUGGACUUUGGAUCCGGCAUCUGAGGACAUGUUCGACAACGGCAGCUUCCUCCGCCGGAGGAAACGUUUCAAGAGGUACCAGCACCGAGAGGCCGAGCUGGCGAAGGAGCGCGGCGCAUUAUUCCUCUAUCACAAUGUUACCUGUUACGGCCGCCCCUACCUUCUACAGCCGCAGGCAGUCUUUCAUCACUCGCCCUUCGGCUUCACCCCCGAGACUGCAGUCCUCUCCAGUGCCGCUCAAAGCCUACCCGACUCUCGCCUCAGCAGGAAGCUUCAGCACGCCCAGCCCAGCAGCUCUGCCCGCCAGGCACACCUUCACGUCGCGGGUUCGAAGCCCGGCUCCGGCAUCUCCGGCCGCCCUUCCUUCAGCAUCGAAGACAUCAUUGGAAGUUCAACUGUCCAACCGCGCACGCUGCAUCCCUGCUCAAAUUCUCAGACCCGGCCUGACUAUUGUAGCCUUCUUCAAUCAGCCCCUUGCCUGCUGUCUACAGUUUUAAACAUGUCCACAAGGACAGCCUAUGGCCACUUGAACAGACCUCGGCGCCACGCUCUCAACCACGAAACAGCGCCCGCUCUGAAAUUGCACUCAGCAGCAGUCUGUGCCGUCCCUGAGUGUCGGACAGUCCAGCGUUAA
Molecule: messenger RNA, 885 nt
Organism: Leucoraja erinaceus (little skate)
Lineage: Eukaryota; Metazoa; Chordata; Chondrichthyes; Rajiformes; Rajidae
Product: forkhead box protein D3-like
Exons: 1
Coding region: 1-885 (294 amino acids)
Biological process (GO): cell differentiation; regulation of transcription by RNA polymerase II; anatomical structure morphogenesis
Molecular function (GO): DNA-binding transcription factor activity, RNA polymerase II-specific; RNA polymerase II cis-regulatory region sequence-specific DNA binding
Source: RefSeq, a predicted model, not a curated record